CCAAGCGGACUAGACAGGGUAUAAGUUCCCCUGUCUGUACACCAGGUCUCCUUCAGAUGCGGAGUGGAAGAGAUGAAGGUGCUCACAGCAGCAGCACUCAUCCUGCUCUUCUUUUUCUACACUGUGGAUGCAGGGACACGUGAAUACACUUCUGUCAUCACUGUGCCCAAUGGAGGCCACUGGGGAAAGUGGGGCAUUCGGCAGUUUUGCCGCAGUGGCUACGCCAAUGGAUUUGCGCUGAAGGUUGAGCCCUCCCAGUUUGGCAGAGAUGACACAGCUCUGAAUGGAAUACGGCUGAGCUGCCCUGAUGGCUCAGUCAUUGAGUCCUUGGUGGGGAAGUGGGGUACCUGGACCAGCUUCUUGGUUUGCCCUACAGGCUACUUGAUCUCCUUUUCACUGAGAAUGGAGAAGUCUCAAGGAGGAGGUGAUGACACAGCAGCCAACAACAUCCAGUUCAGAUGCUCAGGUGAAGCUGUUCUAGUAGGUGAUGGACUAUCAUGGGGAAGAUUUGGCCCAUGGAGCAAAAGAUGCAAAAUAUGUGGUCUCCAGACAAAGGUAGAGUCACCACAGGGACUUCGGGAUGAUACAGCGCUCAACAAUGUGAGGUUCUUCUGCUGCAAAUGAGCACUUUCUCCAUCUUCAUCACCAUCCCAUACAUCCCACAUCACACAUCCAAUGAGACAUCAUCAAAGCUUUGCUCUAAGUUUUUACAGGGGAAUGUCUGUGACUUGCUGACUAAAUCCAGUUUUUUGAUCUAGAGGGGAGAGGUGAGAGACAGAACCAUGAAAGAAACAGCAAAAAGGAAAGUCAGAGGAAGAACAAGUCCAAACAGAAAUGAAAUGGAGGAGAGAGGCCCAUUUUAGUGACUUAACUUCUUGUGGAUUAACUCCUUGCACCUUUGAUUUCUUGUGGCUUAGCUUCUGCUUGUGUCUUUCCAUGCCAUCUUACAGAAUACUUAGACAGUGCCUUAAAUUAUGAUACUUCUCACAGCCUCCAUUGCUUUAUCAUAACCUCUCAGUUACCCAACGGUAUUGCAUUUAAUACAUCACAUUAUGUAACAGAUAGUAUGUCACUGUGACAAGGUCCAGUCUCUGACAAUUACCUACAACUGCAGAAUAGACAUCUCACCUCCUUUUGCUCUGACUGGUGAGUUUCUUUCAAGUUUGCUUUGCCUGUUUGUUCCUUUAUUUGAAACAGCAUUUGACCUCUUGACAUGACCAAAAGGAAGAAAGGACAUUACUUUGGAGUUGUGCUUUAACCCAGAAGGCAGCUUAGCUCCAUGCAGCUAUUUACUCACUCCCCACACCCAAUGGGAUGGGGUCAAGAAUGAGAAAAAAAGCCCACAAAGUAGAACUCAUGGGUGGAGGUGAGAACUGUUUACUAAUACAGAAAAAGUAGAGAAAAAAAUAAUGGUAAUGAUAAUAUACAUAGAAUCAUAGAAUCAUAAAAUCAUAGAAUCAUAGAAUCAUAGAAUUGCUCAAGUUGGAAAAGAAUUUAAAGAUCAAGUCCAGCCACAACCUAAACAUACUACUCAAACUCAAACAACCCUCUGCUAAAUCAUGUCCACAUAUAUGUAAUGAAGUAAGAGAUGCACAGUGCAAUUCUCAUCAUCUACCAACUUAUGCCCAGCCAGACCCUGAGCAAUAGUUGCCUCCUGCAGCCAACUCUUCACAGUUCUACAGCUUCUGCAUGACACCAUCUGGUGUGGUACAUCUCUUUGUUUGGUUUGUGUCAGCUGUUUUUGCAGUUUAAUUUAGUCAAGAGUUGUAUGCAUAUUUUUAGUAGUCCUUUGGGUCAUAGCAGAGAUCCUGCCUUAGGGAACAUGGCUAGAAAGUGUACUUACAUUGUGCAUUCACUUAAAUGCUAUGUGCCUGAGUUGUAGCUCACUAAACUGCUCUUGCUUCUGUUUUGGAUUGUGCUCUGCUUGUUCACCUAGAAGUUAAUGCUAAACUCAAUAUUGUGGGCCUUGGUUUUUUUUUGUUUGUUUCCCUCAGGCUUCGUGCUUCAAACAGGAUUAGGGAGAAUCCACAAUAAUCAUCCAUCAUCAUUCAUCCAUUUUUUUAUGUUCAAAUUUGCUGGAUAAGUUUGAUGUUAGAGACUUGUACUCUUGGUUUUGGGAAAAAUUGUGCCUGGAGUUUGUUAUCAAGCCCUGUGUCUGUGCCAUUAGACCUCUCUGAUAAGAGUUCAAGAAGACUUAUUGUCUCUCUGAGCAUCUUUUAAGAAGUGUACCUGUUACUCUUCCUACAAAGCAAUGGAUCUUUUUGCACUUUGGACAAGGCAGGGGCUUGGUGCUGCCCUGCUCCGGGUGAUGAGCUGGGCUGUGUUGUCCGAGGACACAGCCAUGUGGAGCAUGACGCAGUUCACUUCCUGUGCUUAUCACAUACACAACAAACAUCACUGUUUUAACUCUUCCUCCAUAAUAAAUUUUCUUCUUAUCACCUGCACAAAAAAUACUACAGCAAUAACCACAUUUUCAUUUAAGAGCAAUGUAAAAAUAGGCUAAAAAGCAGAUCAAGCUUAAUAUUUGCUAUUUUUAAAAGAGUUUUGAUAAAAAAUCAGGGGAUUACUGUGGAGUAGCCCACUGGUUUAUUUCUGUACUGUUUCUGGUUGCAGCGCUCCACAUCUAAUGCCUGAUGCAAUAAAGUUUAUCUGGCUCAGAGAAGUGAGGGUAUGAAUUUUAUUGGUGAAAACAACACCCAUCACAGCAAGUUCAUUGGAGGUUGGGUGUUUUGUAAUGUUUUCCAGUGCUGGCCUUUGGAGCAUACA
Molecule: messenger RNA, 2766 nt
Organism: Coturnix japonica (Japanese quail)
Lineage: Eukaryota; Metazoa; Chordata; Aves; Galliformes; Phasianidae
Product: vitelline membrane outer layer protein 1
Source: RefSeq, a predicted model, not a curated record